Messenger RNA from Erythranthe guttata (spotted monkey flower), 1354 nucleotides. The record is from RefSeq and is a predicted model, not a curated record. NCBI's taxonomy places the organism in Eukaryota, Viridiplantae, Streptophyta, Magnoliopsida, Lamiales, Phrymaceae.
UAAACGUAUGAUUGAAGAAGAAAAAGAUCCCAAGGCUUGUAGUCCGUUUGAUUGGAUAGAACUUCGAAAAUGGCGUACUUUGUGUGAUUACUAUGAAACUGAAAAUUUCAAGGUAUUAUUACAAUUGGUUUGAUAUAUAAAUAUCAUUUUGUAAAUUGUGUUAAAACUUUUAGUAAGAUUUUAACUUUUACUUUUUCAUAUGGAAAUGCAGAAAAGGUCUAAAGCUAAUGAAAGUAAUAGGAAACUUCUACCGUAUACUCAUACUUCAGGUUCAAAAUCAUUUCAUACACGGCUAUUGCAAAUGGUAAUAUAUUGAUUGAUUUUGAUUGAUAUUUGUUUAGUUUGGUAAUGUUGGUUCUUAUAUUUUAUUUUUCUAAUUUGAAAGGAAAAUCAAAGCUACGUGGAUAAUUUUGCCAUGACUCAUAAGAGAAAUGGUACUUUUGUGAAUGAGAAGGCUGCAAAUGUACAUGUAUGUUGGACUGUGCACAAAUGUCAUUUUAAUUGAUACAUAUUUAUAUAUCUAAACAUGAAUUAUGGACUUGACUUUGUUAAACGCUCACAGGUUGAAAUGGAAAAUAUGAGGAAUGGACUAAAUCAAAAUGAAAGUAUCACUUCUGAGCGGGAAAUUGUAAAUAAGGUACUUGGUAAACGAUCUGGAUAUGAGAAAGGCUUGGGGUAUGGAGUUGUGCCGUCUAAAUGUUCGAAGAGGUCAACAUGUGAAUCUUCACAAUUGGAGACAGUUCAAGAAAAGUUGAGUGUUAGUGAAGAUGAAUUGAAAGAUGCUACUUGUCGUAUUAAAUCCCAACAAGAAUUGAUUCAAACGCAAGAAGCACUAAUUCAAAACUAUGAUGACCGUUGCAAAAAGCAAGAUGAUGAAAUACAAGGCCUAAGGGAAGGGCAAGACGAGUUGAAGCAAAUGCUAUUGCGUUUAUUGCAACAAAAUAGUUCAAGCAAUCAAGACAAACUUUGAGAUGAUAUGACUUAAGGAAUUUUUUUCCAGAAAUGUGUGCUUAAAAUUUGGCUUUGGAAAUAGGUAUCUUCUUCCAAUUUUUUUUCAUACAACCUUAUAGUUUUGUUUUUCUAAUGUUUUUUUACUGGUUUUAUGCUUAAAUGUCUAAUAAAAUUUAAAUAAUGCUUAUAUUUGCAGGUUUUUGGUGUUAAUACAACAAAGAAUGGUCCAGUGUAAAGUUUUGAAAGUUAGCUUGUAUUUUGAUCAAUCAUGCAUCACUAAGGAUACUAUUUAGAACAUUUUGCUACUUCUUAAUUGUUUUUGAGUCCUGAUGUAUCUUUGAAGCAUGUAUCUACAAUGAAAUGUUUGGUGUUUAUAAUCGAUAUAAAUUUUUUAAUGUUAUAU